UUUUUCAGCCCGUUUUGGGAUUUCAGUUGAUGGUACGGACCACAGCUGGCUCCAUGUGAUCUACAAUCCCGACACCCUGUUUAAACGUUUAGAAAGGUAAAUAAUCGUGUAUAUCUUGCUCAUAUGAAAGCCAAAGUCAAAUGUUUCCAAAACCAUAUAGCGUGCGAGGCAUAUUUGCGUUUAGACUCACUCAAGGCAAAAUGAUGGGACGUGGUCUCUGUUUGAGUAUGAUAUGUUGGAUAAAAGAAUAAAGACAAGACACCAAUGUCAAGUUCAAUAGCCUUGUUUAAGCAUUGUACAAAUCCCUACACACGGAGUCCGGGGAACAGCCCAGCUCGUCGAUUACCUAUCAACCAGAUUCAGUAACAGUCUCCACUGUCAUGUAAUGUAAUUGGAGUCAUGACAAGGGAAACUGACAAACCAAUUUCAUGUGACUAUUACUAUUUUUCAGAAUGAAAAUUAUUCGACGACGAUGGCAAUUUGUGGCAUUUCCAAAGUACAUGCAUUUACCAAUAAAUCAAGUUGCCUUAUCCUUUGGCGCAUAUUGAAUGUGUUAGAAUUUGUGGAGUCAUUGGAACGUCAAUGUGCUGCUGACUUUUCCAUGGCUCAUAAUCGGGGCCAUCUAGUAAAGACGCUCUACUGAAGGGAAAACCGCUUAUGUCCUCGGUGCAUAAUGGCAUUUCAACAACUCUCCAUAUUUCCCAGUCUGCACAGACACACAGAACUUACUGUCUGCCACUAGGGCAGUACAGUACAUCAGAUAAUAUCCUCUGGGAUUUGUCACAUUGCUCUAUUUACUCAUGGGCAUUCUUGAUCCUAUUAAAAAGCACUGUGCAGAAAAAUGCAGCCUGACCACAUUCUGAACAUAGUUAUGAUCGGCGUUACUGUAUGUGUACAUGUUCACCUGUAUCUGCCAUCUACCAGUUUGUAGACAUGCCAAAAGAACUGAACAUAUUUACUGUGGAAGAUUACUUAACUUGUAGCCUGGGGUGGGGUGAGAAGAGGUCUGUUUUUGUGUGUGAUAACACUAUUUCUGAUGUCUAGGUCUCUUGACAUCUCACCAAAGCAUGCCAUUUUUUUUUAUUUUUAGGAGGAUAAAUAUUAUGUGUGGCGGGGUAGAAAGCGAAGCUUGUUUCCUGAGAAGUGGGCUUGCCUAACAAUGGCCAUCUUGGCACAGUCGGUGGUUCGCAGUCAAAGCAACAUCUGGGGGAGGCUGUAGGAUAUGGAGAGAAUGGCAGAGAAAAGAGAAAGGGGGGAGAAAGUGCCUAACAAUGGCUGGGGCCGUACAGCUCACACAAUGUGCCAAGAGGAGAGUGGUGUUUUUGGGACAUUCUUAAGACAAUGGGAGAGCUAUGUCCAGCUGGUGACACUUAACCUCUGUUAGACAGUCCAUUGUUUGGGUCUCAUUGGCUCUUAUGUAGUGUCUAGUUGUAACACAAGUCUGGUCAAGUCAAUGCUAUGAAUUCUAGAACUUGCAAUCAAAACGUUGACUCCAACUGUACUCGAUUCAAAGAGAAAGUGGGAAAUACAACUAGGAAAAGGACUGAAGACCACGACACCUGUGCCACAUCUACCACUAACCCCCCCUUGACCCCUUCAAAACCCACCCUCCUAUCCACUAUGUCUCUCAAUACCUUCCACCUGAUGGAGACCCUCAAGAAAUCCCCGGCUGCUUUACGCCGCCGUUUCCGCCGCGACCGCACAGAGUCCCUCUCCCACGGUGAUCCGCUAUUCAAGGUCCACUACCUGGGCACUGAGAAAAUCUUCUCCCUGGAUCGAGAGCAGGCCCAGGAUGCCAUAGCCCGUCUGCUCGACGGGGCCGCAAAUGGAAAGAAGCUGAGCAAAGACCACGCGUUGGUUGUUCGUCCACGCUAUGUCGAAGUCAAAGAGCUCAGCACAGGACGCCAGCUCACUAAGACGUACCUCCAGGACAUCGCCUACUGCGCGGCCGACGCCACCAGACCCAACGUGUUUCUGUACAUCUGUAAGCAGCGUGGGCAACAGCUGCAGUGCCGGGUGUUCUGGUGCAGCCGGGCAGAGCGGGCACGGGACAUGACGGCCUGUCUGGCACACUCCUUCCAGAGGGCACUGAGUGACUGGCAGGGGGAUGGCGGAAGUACCGGCACACUGACCCCAGAAAAGGUUGGGGUGAAGGAGGGAGAGGAUAUGCCCACCACCCCUAAUAGCUCCAAAAACUCCAUGCUAACGGCUAGCUUAAGACGAGUCCGUUGGAAGAAGAGGAGGUCCCUGUCUCGCAGUCCACUGAGUGCCAUGAUCAGGAAGAGAUCCACCUCAGACAUCUGGCACUGAGACAACCGAUCCCCAGCAUGACACUAAACUGAUGACACCCACAGAGACUAGUUACAGCACGUAGGGAGGGAGGGAAGAGACGAGGGAUUGAAAGAACCCACCACUACUGGACUCAACAGGACUGAAGGGUGAGAGAAGGAGAUUAGUGCUGGACUUUCUUUUAAAUGGGACAUUGCCUUAGUAAGUCUACAGUACAGUUCAUGACUGAAAUUAACAUUUAGCCUACAAACCGGGACAGUUAAUGACUAGCUGCCUUGGAAGACCUGGGAACAAGGCAUUGGGUUGAUGGUGUGGUACUGUAAGCUGUUUCCAGCAUUCACCUCCGUUGCCUUGUGACUUGCUUUCACUGUUGGAAAGCUUCAAUGCUAAACUGCUAAUAUCCAUUGCCAUUCCAAGGCACUUGUUUUCUAGUGGCCUUGCUACUCUAAACUGCCAGUUAUGCUUUUGAAGAAAGGAGCACAUGGUCUUGUGUGCCUUUUUAACUAGGUAAGGAUAUGACCAAAUGUAUCCCCAAACCACAAUCUUCUCUCAAUGCAAUGCUGGGUAUGGGCUGGAAUGGUUGAAACUGGUUACAGUCAUAGCAAUGAUGGUUGUUUUUUUAUAGUUUAAAAAAAAUGUAUUUCAAUUAAGUUUUUGUUGUUAGCUUAUGGAUCAUCAGCCUGUACCUUUUUUUUUUUUUUUUUUUUUUUUUUAAAGGGGCGAGGAACUUUGUUUGCGCUGACCCUGCAAUGUGAGCUCUGUGUUGGUCUUGAGAGGUGUUACAAAGUGUGUGUGAGGAUUCAUGGGGCAUAAAGGGUUAAUUUGAGCCGACCAUAGAAGAACAUCUGCUGAGUUGUCGUAGGUACACAGUAGGCUGUGUUUAUAGGCAGAACUGUAAUUAAGGCAAUAAGACAUGAGAACCCAGGGUUUAUUGUGUGAAUAACUCACGACUAAGACCCAACAUGGAGGAUCAGGGAAACGGCCAUUAGGAGGAUGUUAUUCACGCUAAUUCCUGGGGCCUGAUUGCUUUUAUAAAACGGUUACCAAUUUUUUUUUUUUUAAGAUGUGUUUUCAUUCAAUGUUAUUUUAAUGAGUAAAUUUGUUUUAUUUCUUCCUUACACCAUGACGAUCUAGCCUGAGCAAAAGCCAGUUGUUAGUUCUGAAAUAAUGAAGUAGCUAGCCAAAUGAGCUGGUCAUCCAAAAAAGGUUGCCAUGCAGGCUAGCUACUUUUCCUUUGCUAGUUAGCUAACUAAAGCUGACACUAUCACAUCAAGCAGCUGAAAUGAUGGCAAACUAUGUGCAUUUUAGUUUGUUUUACCUUUGUUUCUAUUGCCAUUUCUUUUGACAUAUCCAUUGUUAUGACCCUUUAUAAAUAAAUUUUCCUGACUAAGAGAAGCUGUCAGUCUUGUCACUCGCAAGUAUAACCUGCAACAUCGUUGCACAAGUCGGGGGCAAGCAGCAAGGUUUAGACAAACCCAAACUGUUGCAAACCAAAUGCUAGCCUAGUAGUGUGGGGAAAUAAUGUUUUAACACUAUUUACAGGAGAGAUGAAGUUUAUAAAUUGCCUGGCUGGGCUGUGGAAUUCAAAUGGAACUGUUAAAGGGAAAAUCAAAUGAUGAUGAUGAUGUGGCCAGUCAUUGACAGUGCAUUUUAGUCCAAGACUAUGCUAACUGUCUUCACAAAUCUUCUGAAUUUGAAUGAGCCUCACGGCUUAUGUAUACUAUAGAUGCGAUAUCAACCUACUUAUUCACACUAAAUCCUCCCUUACAGGCGUUAGUGUUUGCUAGAACAUUUUUUUUUUCUCAUAAUGAUGAACCAGUUAGAUGUAUAUUAUUAGCAGUUUAUUUGGAAAAAUCACUCAUCUGUGAUCCUCCUCAAUCCUCACUAUUCCGGUGUGUGCAAAGUAGUGAUGUUUUUGUCACACAUACCGGAUAGGUGUAGUGAAAUGUGUUCCCCGGGUCAGAUAUAGUAGUUCAGCAGCCCUGGAGAAAAUGAGGUGUAAGUGUCUAGUUCAAGGGCACAUCGACAGAUUUUUCACCUUGGUGGCUCAGGUAUUCAAACCAGCGACCUUUCACUUACUGGCCCAACGCUCUAACCGCUAGGCUACCUCUGUUCCUCUGCGGGGCAGGAACGUUGGUUUGAACUGUUUGGGAACUUGCUCCUGCAUUCCAUUGGGGACAUUAGAGUUCACAAAUCCUCAUUGGCCCCGCCCCCAACCUCUCCUCUCUGUCUGGCCUAACCUACUGUAACCUCAUGACUUUGCAUGUUUCAUAGCAUUAGUGUUAGUGUGGCCCCAAGCUCAAAUACCUGUUUCUCUUACACGCGCUCUCUUGCCCCUCACACACUUCCCCAUGCCACAUCAGCUUAUUCCAUACAUUAAAGACAUCUAUACUCAGGCAACCAUUAUGAAAAGGUCACAUUACAUCCCAGCUUAAUUUCUCCACAUGAUACUACAGUAUGCAGUAUUGUAUAAUUUAGUUUCAUGACAGCUGACUGGUGUUUUGUGUAGAGUUUACACAGGAGACUGCUUGUCUACGAAUGGGGUGGUAUGGGGGCUAUUCUACAGUUGAGUCCCUACCUAUCCUCGGGCCAACCCCCCACACAUUACACCUUACCAUUUUAGUGACAAAUAAGCAAAAGGUUAGCGAUGGCUAUCUGCAUGUUUUACAGUAAAAGGUGCCUCUGUUUUAAAAUUUUAUUUGACUUGACAGGUUAUGCCAUUGAUGUCAAUGGAUGUUUAACCAUUUAUUUUAAAUGAUUAUGUAUUCUGAUGUAUCUCAAACUACACUCCAAAGAUGAGGUUGUGCCAUUUGUAAGUGCAUGCUUUAAGGUCUGGUUUUAUGUUGCAUAUUUAAAUAUGUAUUCUAUGGAAUAAACUUUUAUACAAUG
Messenger RNA from Oncorhynchus tshawytscha (Chinook salmon), 5178 nucleotides. RefSeq lists its product as uncharacterized. The record is from RefSeq and is a predicted model, not a curated record. The coding region runs from base 1459 to 2310 and encodes 283 amino acids. NCBI's taxonomy places the organism in Eukaryota, Metazoa, Chordata, Actinopteri, Salmoniformes, Salmonidae. The transcript is spliced from 3 exons.